AUGUACUCACAUGGCCGGCAGUUACUGGGUGAGCAUCUCAAAGAAGCAGAUCCCGAAAUCUAUGAGAUCUUGCAGCGCGAGAUCCGCCGGCAGAGACAUUUCAUCAAUCUCAUCCCUUCCGAAAACUUCACCUCUCAAGCCGUCUUGGAUGCCUUGGGCAGUGUAAUGCAAAACAAGUACUCAGAAGGAUAUCCUGGGGCACGAUACUAUGGAGGCAACGAACAUAUCGACGAGUCCGAGAGACUGUGCCAAAAGCGCGCUCUGGAGACAUAUCACCUGAAUCCAGAAGAAUGGGGCGUCAAUGUCCAACCCUUGUCCGGCUCUCCCGCAAACCUUUAUGCCUACUCGGCCCUCCUCAGCACGCACGAGCGCAUGAUGGGCCUCGACCUCCCCCAUGGAGGCCACUUAUCCCACGGCUAUCAGACUCCCACCAAGAAGAUCUCCAUGAUCUCCAAGUAUUUCGAGACUCUGCCGUAUCGCCUUGACGAGUCAACAGGCUUGAUCGACUACGACAAGAUGCACGAGUACGCUCUUUUGUAUCGACCCAAAGUCAUCGUUGCCGGAACCUCUGCAUACAGCCGACUGAUUGACUACGGACGCAUGCGGGCCAUCGCCGACGAGGUGGGUGCCUACCUGCUGUCUGAUAUGGCACAUAUCUCUGGUCUGGUCGCCGCGGACGUGAUCCCCAGCCCUUUCCAAUUCUCGGACGUGGUGACAACUACGACACACAAAUCUCUCCGUGGGCCCCGAGGAGCUAUGAUCUUCUUUCGUAAAGGCAUCCGGCGAACAAACAAAAAGGGCGAGAAGGAAAUGUACGACCUCGAGGGUCCCAUCAACGCAUCCGUCUUCCCGGGCCACCAGGGCGGGCCGCACAACCACACCAUCACCGCCCUCGCGGUUGCAUUAAAACAAGCCCAAACGAAAGAAUUCAGGGAGUACCAGAAGACCGUCCUGGCGAAUGCAAAGGCCCUUGCCGAACGACUCGGCAAUUCCGCAUACACCGGUGGCCUGGGCUACAACAUCGUCAGCGGCGGGACAGACAACCACUUGGUCCUGGUUGACUUGAAGUCAAAGGGAAUUGACGGCGCUCGCGUCGAGCGUGUGCUCGAGCUGUGCGGCGUCGCCGCGAACAAGAACACCGUUCCGGGGGAUAAAUCUGCGCUGAGACCUGGCGGGUUGAGAAUGGGAUCGCCCGCGAUGACCACACGAGGUUUCCAACCGAGCGACUUCACUCGCGUCGCAGAGAUCGUGGACCGCGCCGUGUCGAUUGCGAUCAAGGUGGAUAAGAGUGCCCGGUCAGAUGCAGAAGCGAAGGGGAAGAAGAAUCCAGGAGCAGUCAAGAGCUUCCUAGAUUAUUUAAAGGAUGGGACCGAAGUGCCCGAAAUUCUCACGCUGAGGCGGGAGGUUGAGGACUGGGUUGGGACAUUUGCAGAGCCAUGGGUCAAGGACAAGGACAUGACGGCUAGUUAA
This is a messenger RNA of Cladophialophora psammophila CBS 110553, 1470 nucleotides long. Its product is annotated as serine hydroxymethyltransferase, mitochondrial. Gene Ontology annotation, molecular function: glycine hydroxymethyltransferase activity; pyridoxal phosphate binding; serine binding. Gene Ontology annotation, biological process: folic acid metabolic process; tetrahydrofolate interconversion; L-serine catabolic process. Gene Ontology annotation, cellular component: cytoplasm. The transcript is spliced from 4 exons. The record is from RefSeq and is a predicted model, not a curated record. Bases 1 to 1470 code for a protein of 489 amino acids. NCBI's taxonomy places the organism in Eukaryota, Fungi, Ascomycota, Eurotiomycetes, Chaetothyriales, Herpotrichiellaceae.